Messenger RNA from Ictidomys tridecemlineatus (thirteen-lined ground squirrel), 2633 nucleotides. RefSeq names its product DMRT like family A1 (gene Dmrta1). Gene Ontology annotation, cellular component: nucleus. Gene Ontology annotation, biological process: sex differentiation; regulation of transcription by RNA polymerase II. The record is from RefSeq and is a predicted model, not a curated record. NCBI's taxonomy places the organism in Eukaryota, Metazoa, Chordata, Mammalia, Rodentia, Sciuridae. Gene Ontology annotation, molecular function: RNA polymerase II cis-regulatory region sequence-specific DNA binding; protein binding; DNA-binding transcription factor activity, RNA polymerase II-specific.
GACCGGUGGGCGGGGUAACCUCUGCAGCCUAGUAUUGCAGCCUCGGGUUCAGGCGACGCGCAGAGCACUGGGGCACUUCCUUAGCCCCCAGGGACUGUAAGAGGCUUUCGGGGCAGCUGCGCUUCUCAGUGUCUCGAGCUCCGGGACGCGGUCAUUGCCAACUCCGGAGGGACAGAGUGUAAACUUGUCCUUAUGUGGGUGGGGGACAGCCGGACGACAGCGUCUUCCUACCCCAGUAUCCCUGCGGGUUCAUCUGCGGGCAGCACCGUUCCCAGUUACAACAGCUCGCUAGAAACUUCACCAAUGGAGCAGUCACAGCGUGGCAGAGGAGACCACAGCGGUAACGGUGUACUCCACCCUGGCCCGGGACUGCUGGCUGCGACCCCUCAUCCCUCACCGCCGGCGUUACCGGUACCCUCGGGGAUACCAGUUCCACCAGCUUAUCUGCGGCCCUCCGGCCUCUUCCUGAGAGCUGCCGCCGCCACGGCCGGAAGCGGAGGCUGCCGGCCGGUUCCUAGGCUGGAGAGAGGCGUGAGCGCAGUGGGCAGCGGCUACCUGCGGACGCCCAAGUGCUCCCGCUGCCGCAACCACGGUGUAGUGUCGGCGCUCAAGGGCCACAAGCGCUUCUGCCGCUGGCAGGACUGCGCGUGUGUCAAGUGCACCCUGAUCUCCGAGCGCCAGCGCGUGAUGGCCGCCCAGGUGGCGCUGCGCAGGCAGCAGGCGCAAGAGGAGAGCGAGGCUCGGGGACCGCAGAGUUUCUUGCACCCUGGAGCCUCGGGUCCGGAGGUUCGGGCGUCCAAAAGCCGCGGUAGAACGGUGAAUUCUCAGGCUGCGGGCGAGCGUAAGGCGGUACCCGCUCAGGAAUUGGGUGCCUUGAGACCAGCUAGUGGUCUGGCAACCCCUGCUAUCGAGGUUAUCCGGCAAGAUGAUGCGGAGGACAAACAAGAACAAAAGGGGAGUCAAUGUGACUCAUGCCAGAGUGGACAAGAAGAGCCAUGCUCUAAAUCCCAUCAGCUUUCUUUGGGAUCAUCUUCUAAGUCUAAUGGUGUCAUUGGGAAAAAAAGCAUCAGGUCAUCUACUUCAGAACACUCAAAAAAGCAUGCUAGCAUCCAGUCUCCUUACUCUGGGGAGCAAUCAGGAGGUGAAGACAGUCCCAGGUCCUUAUCAUCCUCUGAUCUGGAAUCAGGAAAUGAGAGUGAGGGAGCUAAAGACUGCAUUGCAGUGAGAGCCAGCCUUCCCAUGGUGUCCUCGAGACCAAGAGAUCCUCUUGAUAUUCUUAUCAGGAUUUUCCCACGUUACAGGCUCACCUGGCUAGAAAGCGUUCUACGGUUCUGCAAAGGGGAUGUGGUCCAAGCCAUUGAACAGAUCUUAAAUGGGAAAGAACGCAAGCAAGAUACCAGGGAUCUAGCAUACUCCAGAAAACUGGAAAACACAGCCUUUUCAAGAGCUUCAAAUUUUAGUCUAGCUAGAAUUGGUUUUGGAACUCUAGGUAAUAAAUCAGCUUUCUCUCCUCUUCACACCCCAUCUGCUUCUUACAGAGGUGAUUCAAACCUCUACAGCUUAAAUCCUAGACUAGAGAUUAGUCCAUUACGACUGGCAUAUUCUUCGCCAGGGAGAGGGCUGUCUGGUUUUGUGUCACCCUACCUAACACCUGGGUUGGUUCCAGCAUUGCCUUUUCAGCCAUCUUUGGAUUAUACUUUUUCAGGGAUGAUAAGGGAUACUUCCUACUUUCCCAGUAAAAGCUCAAUAACUGGUAGUAGGCUGUAUUUUAGACCCAGUCAGGACAGUCUGUAAUGUAUCUAUUCAUUCUCCCUUUCUGGAGUAUUUCUAGAAUUAUGAAACACACACACACAAAUACAUACACACAGAGAUCUAUUAAUGUACUUAAAUAAGUAUAUGAGUGAAUCACUAGGCCUUAAAAAUGCUAUUUCUUUUUUCAGUCAGCAAUAAAAAUAGAUUUUAGAUUUAAAGACUUUAUUCAGCAUUUAUUAAGUGAAAGAAGCAUUUAAACAUUGUCUGUGCCUUGAAUAAAGCUUUUUAAUGAAAUAGUUUUACUUUAAAGAAUGUUCUCCCUAAGUUAUCAGUUGUAAAAUUCCUGUUGUAAAACUACACUUGUUUAUAUUUUGGUGAAAAGUGGGGUUUAUAGCUGUAAAAAGUUUAUGGAGCAAUCUAGCAUAAUAUAAAAUGAACUAAGAGGAAGAAUUUUAAAUUUGAGGUAAUUGUUAUCCUAAAAUUCUCAUCUUUCCUUCCUUGUUCACAGGGUAGAAAAAAAUUAUUCAAAGUAUUUUUAAAAAAUUUAUUUGUAGAUAAGUGAUUAAUCAUAAAACUUUUGAGAAAUUUGAAUUUCUUAUUUUUUGCAAAGUCUUAUUUUUCACUAUCAUUUGUAAAAACAAAUGCCAAUUUUAAAUUCUCUUUGAAGUUAACAUUUUGAAUUAUAAAGGCUUACUUAAUGAAUCUUAGGAAGUUGGACCGCGCGCCAUCUUCUGGUCACUAUCACUAAUUGCAACUCAAUUCUGCUGAGUGAAUUAUGUAUGUAUGCAUUGUUUCCUAAUGGUAGAAACUAACACUUCUGUUUUUUUUGCAAUAAUCAUUUUGGAUCAUGCUACAUUAAAAUUUUCAUAUUGUAAAGUGAA